AAAAAAACAGAAAUAAAUAAUAGCCACAAAUAAUAGCUUCUGUCAAGUUCAUGGUACGUUCAGCUGCUGCAAGCGCUGAUCCUGCGCUGAGUCAAGAUGACAGUUCACUGGUAUGAAUCAAGAUCGCCAUUUUGUCUGUAAAAGUUAAGCGCUUAAACGCAAUUUUUACGCUAAAGCUGACUCUGUGACAUUACAUUGUUAUUUGUUAUUAAAUAAAGUGAUAGUGGCCAUACGCUAAUGUGAUAAUACGUUUUUUUCCAAACGUACAUAUAUAUGAGAUUUGACACCAACCAAAGCUAUUGUCUCCUACAUUCCUGAGUCUACAAAAACUCGCCGCCGAAGAGCGGCUCUUGAUUGUCCGAGGUAUCGCGGUAGAAACCAGGGUUCGAAUGAUGUGGGACUCUUCUUCGUUCCUGGGCGCCCUGACACCCAAGUUCUAUGUGGCUUUGACAGGCACUUCGUCGCUGAUCUCCGGUCUGAUACUUAUUUUUGAAUGGUGGUAUUUCCGCAAGUAUGGCACUUCGUUUAUCGAACAGGUGUCCCUGACGCACCUUGGACCGUGGUUGGGUGGAGGCGGGGGCAGCAAUGAAGCUGAAAAUGCGGCAGAUUGCAAGGUGUGGCGCAACCCAAUGUCGCUGUUGCGUGGAGCGGAGUACGGGCGCCUGUGGAGCGCGGCCCGGCGCGCGCCUCUCACCUACUACGACAUGAAUUUGUCAGCACAGGAGCACCAAGCUUGGUUCGGCUGCGGCGCUGAGGGCCCGGCGGAGGAGGCGAUGGCGCGCGCGUGGCGCGAGCGCGAGCCGGGAGCGCGCGUGGCGGCCGCCCGCGCCGCGCUGGCCGUGCGCGCGGACUGCGCCGCCGCGUUGCUGCUGCUGGCCGAGGAGGACGCGCCCACCGUGCACGAGGCCGAGCGCACGCUGCGCCGCGCCUGGCGCGCCGCCGAGGCCGCGUGGCGCGCCUCUGCGGCGGCGGGCGCGGCCGAGGCGCGGCGCGACGCCAACGUGCUGGCGCACAUCAAGCGCCGCUCCGCCAUGUGCGCGCGCCGCCUCGGCCGCCUGCGCGACGCCGCGCGCCUGUUCCGCGAGCUGGCGCGCGACGCGCCGCCCGCGCUGCACGCGCUCGCGCUGCACGAGAACCUCAUCGAGGUGCUGCUCGAGCAGAAGGCCUACGCCGAUGUGCAGGCGGUGCUGGCGCGCUACGACGACGUGGGUCUGCCGCGCUCGGCGUGCGUGUGCUACACGGGCGCUCUGCUGCGGGCGCGCGCGGCGGGCGCCAGCGGCGGCGGCGCGGCCGAGCUGGCGGCGCUGGACUCCAUGCGGCGCGCCAUCGAGUUCAACCCGCACGUGCCCGAGUACCUGCUGGAGCUGCGGCCGCUGACGCUGCCGCCGGAGCACGUGCUGCGGCGCGGCGACAGCGAGGCGCUCGCCUACGCGUUCUUCCACCUGCGGCACUGGCGCGCGUGCCCGGGCGCGCUGCGGCUGCUGGGCGCGGCGUGGGCGGCGGCGGAGCGCGGCGCGGGCCACGCGGGCUGCGCGGCGUGCGCGGACCGCGAGCUGCUGCCGGCGCACCACGCGCUGUCCGUGUUCCCGCGGCGGCGCGCGCCCGCGCUGCUGCCGCUGGCGGCGGCGCUGUGCGCGGUCACGGCGCUGCUGGCGCUGCUGGCGCACCGCUGGCCCGCGCAUGCGCACGCGGUCGCUCGCGCCGCCGCCUCGGGGCUGGACCCGCGGCGCCUGCACUCGCUGCUCGCCGCCGUCUGAAUCCCGCGACCGCUCUCUGACUCUGCAUUUAUCUCCGCUGGCGUUUAUUUAUAGUUCAAUAAAAUGUAAUAUUAACCCUUGA
Messenger RNA from Trichoplusia ni (cabbage looper), 1839 nucleotides. Its product is annotated as protein ST7 homolog. Lineage: Eukaryota; Metazoa; Arthropoda; Insecta; Lepidoptera; Noctuidae. The record is from RefSeq and is a predicted model, not a curated record. Bases 390 to 1757 code for a protein of 455 amino acids. The transcript has 3 exons.